AUGCCGGCGAAACGUCUGGAAAUCUCCCUUUGUGAUCCAGUCACGCAGAAACUGGUUGAAACGCGCAUCACCCAUCGUCAAGCUGGUUGUUCAUGCCUAAAGACGGUGAAGAAGCGCACCUGCGACUGCACUUGCCCUCAGCCGAGAAGGAAUCGCAUUUGUCACCAGCGCCAGGGUCUUGUGGAGACGGUUCUCGAACGGUAUGCCCUCAGCGCCGACCAGUGCAUCUGCAAUCUGCAUCGUCAAGUUAAUCGAGAAAAGAUUAGUCUCUUGUACAGUUUGCCCGUGCCUCGUAGCUGCUGGACGAGGCACUCGCAACAAAUGACGCCUCAGCGACCAUGUUUGUGCCCCAUCCAUUCUGAAGGCGUCUGGAGAGACCCAUUUUGUGUCACCAUAGCAACAAGGCCCCAACCUCACAUUCACCCAAUGUCUGGCAGGGCGGUUCACCGACAGUUUUGGGCAGAAGAAAAGGGAAGUAUUUCCAAUCCUGCAGUGGGGGGCGUCCAGCAACGCAGUCGUGCAGUGCUCACGGUUGCCGUGGUGACCUGCUCAAAGGUUCGCCGGCAGAUUCGACAAUCUCCGUGCCGACCGCUAACUACUAAACAAUCCUCAUUGGGCCAAAAUGCCAGCCACGAGGACACCUACAAGAGGAUCACUUGGACCACAGAGGAGCAAGUCGGAUGCGAUUGUAUUCUGCGCCAGCACGCAAAGCUUGAAGUUUGCGGUAUGUAA
Messenger RNA from Protopolystoma xenopodis, 732 nucleotides. NCBI's taxonomy places the organism in Eukaryota, Metazoa, Platyhelminthes, Monogenea, Polystomatidea, Polystomatidae. The record is from the annotation of a GenBank genome assembly.